Messenger RNA from Orycteropus afer afer, 690 nucleotides. The record is from RefSeq and is a predicted model, not a curated record. Lineage: Eukaryota; Metazoa; Chordata; Mammalia; Tubulidentata; Orycteropodidae.
AUGAUUGAGGCCCAGAAAUUGCUAACAUUAGAGGAUGUGGCUGUGAACUUCACCUGGGAGGAGUGGCGGAUCCUGGACCCUGCUCAGAAGGAGCUGUAUCGAGAUGUGAUGUUGGAGAACUACAGCAACCUUGUAUCAACGGGGUAUCAAGCUAACAAACCCGAUGCCCUCUGCAAGCUGGAGCAAGGAGAAGAGCCGUGGGUAAUAGAAGAGGAAGUUCACCAAAUCACCUGUCCAGGGGAGAAACCCUAUAUAUGCAGUGAAUGUGGAAAAUGCUUCAUCAAGAAGCACUAUCUUGUUGUCCACCAGCGCAUUCAUACUGGAGAGAAACCCUAUAUAUGCAGUGAAUGUGGAAAAGGCUUUACCGUGAAGAGCAAUCUUAUGGUCCAUCAGCGAUCUCAUACAGGGGAAAAGUCUUACAUAUGCAAUGAGUGUGGAAAAGGCUUUACCACAAAGUGUACUCUUAUUGUACAUCAGCGUACUCAUACUGGAGAGAAACCCUAUGAAUGCAGUGAAUGUGGUAAAACUUUCAGCCAGAAGAUAAGUCUUGUACAACAUAGAAUUCACACAGGGGAGAAACCAUAUGAGUGCCAUGAAUGUGGGAAAGCCUUUGCCACAAAGUCAGUUCUCAAUGUCCAUCAAAGAACUCAUACAGGAGAGAGACCAUAUGGAUGCAGCGACUUACAGUGA